Messenger RNA from Spea bombifrons (plains spadefoot toad), 843 nucleotides. Its product is annotated as butyrophilin-like protein 1. The transcript has 6 exons. Gene Ontology annotation, biological process: positive regulation of T cell proliferation; T cell costimulation; cellular response to lipopolysaccharide. Lineage: Eukaryota; Metazoa; Chordata; Amphibia; Anura; Pelobatidae. The record is from RefSeq and is a predicted model, not a curated record. Gene Ontology annotation, cellular component: external side of plasma membrane. The coding region runs from base 28 to 843 and encodes 271 amino acids.
GCGCUGUCAGAUGAUGGCUGCGGAUCUAUGUUUGGAUCAGAAAAAAGCUCCGUACCGACUGUCACUGCUGUCCUUCAUGGAACCGCCGUCCUUCCCUGUUCAGUCCCAUUUAUAUCUGGCACAGAGGAUCUGCUGGUGUCAUGGGUGAAGAAGAUCGGCACAAAACCAUCCUUGGUGCUUCACGCCUUUCAUAAAGGACAAUUCAAUUUAACGUACCAGGCUCCUCAGUACAGAGGUCGCACCAACAUGUCUCCUGACUUGUCUAACGGGAGACUGGACCUGACUCUGACCCACGUGGAGCAUCGUGACGAAGGAGUUUAUGUCUGUCAAGUGACCAACCCUGCGGGUUACAAAGAUAUCGAGGUCAGACUGACGGUUAUUGCUCCAGUGUCAGAUCCGGUCCUGAGUGUCUCUUGCCGUCCGGAUGGCAGCGCUGAGAUCUCCUGCCGUGCCCAGAACGGAUCAGAUCCGACAUACUCACUGAGUGUGAAUGGAAGGAUAGAGCUGGAUUCCGUCCCCUCAGUGAGUGGGAGUGGAGUUAACAUCACCGUGUCCUCAGCCGCCCCGUGGAAUAUCAGCUGCUCAGUGAGGAACCGGAUCAGUGAGAGAAAUUCCAGCCUGAUUUCCGAGUCCUGCGCUGAGAGCGGAACAUCUGGAGGUGACCGAGGCCGCUUUGGGCUGUGGAUAUCCGUCGGGCUCUUUUGUACAGCGGGUGUUCUUCUAGGCUGUUACAUUUUCUAUCGCCGAAGAUCUUCAUCAGUUGAAGAAGUCAAGACUGUUAAAGAGGCUGGUAUGUGGGAGUCGCUGAUCACCCUGUUUGCCUUCACCAUGAGCUCAGAUUAG